UUCUCAUAGCUUUCGUUGUAAUAGUUUCUAAAUUGCAGUGAUCCAAAUCGCCCUCUAGGUUUUAGAUCGAAUGUAAAUCUCGUAACUUUGAGCGUUUUGAAGUGAAAUCAGUGAUCUUAAUUUAGAGCGUUUUAUGAUGAUAGUUCAGAGAGGAAUUCAGAUCUUCCCAAUUGGGCCUGCUUCUCAUUUCCACGGCGGAGUUCCGGUGGUCUUCCACGGCCGACCUAUGUCUCCGAUUCCUCUACACCACCGCCCUAUACCCCUUUAUCCUCCUCAAUUUCAGAGCCGCGUCCCUGUUUUCCGGGUUGUCGGCGCCCCAAUUUGUGGUCAAGGAUCUGUGAAGAAAGCCGAUCGGUUCGAGGUUCGAAGAGUUUGUCGCUAUAAUUUCAAAGCCGAGAUUGCCGUAAUUCAGAGUCUAAUCAGGGCCGGCUACCGAUUUGCUAGUUUCGACACCGAAUUCCCCGGGACAGUGGUUAAAUCCGAAAUUCCGAAACAUCUGAUAUCUCAAGCUGUUCCGGUUGAUGUGUAUAAGAUGAUGAAGACCAAUGUGGACCAGACCCAUAUUAUCCAAUUGGGUCUUUCACUCUCUGACCCAUUUGGGAAUUUGCCGGUUUAUGAUGGUGCCUACUGCUGUUGGGAGUUUAAUUUCAAUGAUUUUGAUGUAGACUGUGCUAACCAUUUGCGGAAUAGUGUCUCGAUUGAUGUCCUGAAGCGGCAAGGAAUAGACUUUUCCGAAAACAAAUGCACUGGUAUUUGUUCUGCAGACUUUGCUGAGGAGAUUGAGAGGUCUGGGCUAGUGGAGUUGCUUCCUUGCUUGACUUGGGCUACUUUCCAGAGUGCAUAUGAUUUUGGGUACUUGAUAAAGAUGUUCACUGGGAACAAGGAAUUGCCUGAGGAUAUCAAGGAGUUCAUGGGCAAUGUGAAGGCAUAUUUUGGACCGAAUGUGUACGACAUCAAGUACAUGAUGAAGUUCUGUGAUGGACUGUUUGGCGGUUUGAAUAGUGUGGCAGAAACCCUUGGCGUUGACCGUGUGGCUGGGAGUAGCCACCAGGCUGGUUCUGAUAGUCUUUUGACACUGCAAACCUUUUUCAAGAUGCUCAAGAUGGAGAAGAACAAAGGGAAAGAGCUCUGGGAAGAAUGUGGAGGAGUUUUGUUUGGUUUAGGAAGCUUGGAUUUCUGGCAUCAUUGUUGAUCCAUUCUUUAAUUUCUGUGUUGUUGUAAAUUGUGAAUUUUGUAACUUCCAUUCUUUUGUAUAUAAACGAUUAUAAUUUUUUCCAA
Messenger RNA from Rosa rugosa (rugosa rose), 1278 nucleotides. RefSeq names its product probable CCR4-associated factor 1 homolog 11. The transcript has a single exon. Lineage: Eukaryota; Viridiplantae; Streptophyta; Magnoliopsida; Rosales; Rosaceae. The coding region runs from base 134 to 1192 and encodes 352 amino acids. Gene Ontology annotation, cellular component: P-body; CCR4-NOT complex; CCR4-NOT core complex. The record is from RefSeq and is a predicted model, not a curated record. Gene Ontology annotation, molecular function: poly(A)-specific ribonuclease activity; nucleic acid binding.